UCUAAUACACAUACACACCUUCUUCUUGCGCCACUGUACAUUUACUUCCUGGAUCACAUAUUCAAUCCACACUCUGGAAGUUAGGAUGGGCUGGUUUUGGGCAGACACAACACCAUCAGCAUCGCAGGCCCCUCACCCUCUGCCUUCGCGAUCAGAUGCGCAACCACCGCCAUCAUGUCCUAUGCAUAGCAAAAUGCCUUCCAGGUCUUCUACGCUACCCCCGACGACAAAGGAUCGCCCUAGCGCAUGUCCAAUCAAACACGAUAAUGCCUCAGCCACCCAAGUACAACCGAAAGACACGCCCUCAUACAUCUCUAAACUCAAUCCACUGAACUACAUGCCCGAGCUGGCCAACAAACGUGAGCAUGGUGAGCAGAAGAUCAAUCUCCCGCUAGACAGAGAGGCUUCGAGUAUACCGCGCGGUGACGGGCAGGGCAAUUGGGAGUACCCAUCUCCACAGCAGAUGUACAAUGCCAUGCUGCGGAAAGGCUACACAGAUACGCCUGCCGAGCACGUAGAGAGUAUGGUGGCAGUACACAACUUUCUCAACGAGGGCGCAUGGGAGGAGAUCCGGGCCUGGGAACAUCGCUUCAAUCAGGGAUUGCGCAAGGGCUGGGAGUACUGUGCUAGAGGAGAGGAGAACUAUGCACAGAUGGCAAUGCGGGAUGAAUUACGGCGUCGUAAAGGCGAGGAAGCGCCAGAACCAAAGCUCGUGAGGUUUGAAGGGAGGCCAAAUGAGAUGACGCCCAAGGCCAAGAUGUUGAGCUUCAUGGCCUGGCUGUAUCCGAGCCAGUUUCCGGAUAACCCGCCUUUUGAUCGACAUGAUUGGUAUGUGGAGAGGAGCGGGCCAAAUGGACAGAAACAGGAGAAGCGAUAUAUCAUCGAUUACUACAGUGGUCCACCAGAGCCAACGGGCGAACCAGUGUUCUAUCUAGACGUACGACCAGCAGUCGACGGACCUACAGCUGCCUGCGAGAGAAUGCUUCGCUGGGGCGGUGAUGUCUGGUGGCGGGCCAGCGGCGGUAUCGCGAGAGAAGAACUUGCAAAGCAGAAGAAGUAAGCAUGUCAAGAUAGAAAGGGGAAAGGUGCAUUGAAAGAUGUGACGCAUUUUAUGUGGAUAACUGUUAUGUAGAGAGCGUGGAGUCUGGUGUUUGGGUUUACACAUUCGCGGACGACGAGAGCUACGGCAUCGUUAGUUACCGCUCGGUCAAAGGAGACUCGACUCUAUCUGUACAUAUGUACAUGGCGCAAGUGGCAUAGGAAGCGUGGCGCACUUCACACGGCAUAAUGAAGCACAGUGAAUGACCUCUC
This is a messenger RNA of Pseudocercospora fijiensis CIRAD86, 1311 nucleotides long. RefSeq lists its product as uncharacterized. Gene Ontology annotation, biological process: cytochrome c-heme linkage. Bases 86 to 1060 code for a protein of 324 amino acids. The transcript has 2 exons. The record is from RefSeq and is a predicted model, not a curated record. Lineage: Eukaryota; Fungi; Ascomycota; Dothideomycetes; Mycosphaerellales; Mycosphaerellaceae. Gene Ontology annotation, cellular component: mitochondrion. Gene Ontology annotation, molecular function: holocytochrome-c synthase activity.